AUGUUAGUGUUCUCGUUCAGGCUGAUGUUGGACGUAAACAAGAGAGUGUACAAUCAUAGGCCAGGGCCUUGCCGAGUAGUGGAAGCAGUUGAGCACGGCUCCGAAGACAUCGCUUUAGUUGAGGACGAGGGUAUCGCAUUCGUGACCUCUGGCGUCCAGUACCUGACACCGCGCGGCAAGGAAAACUUCCAUCCUCACGGCAUCUCUCAUAUCACCACCUCUCUUGGGAUAGUUCGACUAUUCGUCAUCAAUCAUUCGAAAUCGUUCCAGCACUCAGUGUUUGUGCUCGACUGGGAUAGUAAAGCGCGCGAGCUGAAUCUGGUUAAAAUUAUUGAGGAUGAAAAAUUUAUCAGACCGAACGAUCUCGUGGCGGUGUCUGAGGAUGCUUUCAUCUUGUCCAACGAUGGCUCUAGUCAAUCCUCUCUCUUCAACAUGCUCGAAAUUCUAUCAAUGUAUCCAUCCGGAAGUAUUGUUUUCUAUGAUGGGAAGGUGAGCCACUGGCUGCAGUCCAGUGCUGUUUCACCGAAUGGCAUAGCACUUGAUCAAGAACGCCUUCACCUCAUCGUCUCCCAUAUCAACUCUGAAAUCGGAUACUUUCAGGAUUACCGAUCACUAUCACAUGUAGCCGAUAUUCCACUGUUGACAUCGGCGGACAACCUCUACAUAGACAAAAGCGGCGCGGUGUGGACGGUUAGUGGCGCUCAUCCGGUGUCAAAAGACGCCAUAAAACAUCUGGGUAACUGCGAGGAUCUAAAGGUCUACGGGCCUUCACAGGUGCUACGAAUCGUAUUCUCGAAGGGAUAUCGCUCGUGGGAGAUCAGUGAACCGUUCGCUGACGACGGUCGCCUCAUCUCGUCGUCGUCGAUCGCGGUGCCCUACAACAACCAACUGCUCAUUGGUUCUGUGUGCAGACAACUCGUCCACUGUGACAUCAGACCUGAGACAAUUUAA
Molecule: messenger RNA, 951 nt
Organism: Angiostrongylus costaricensis
Lineage: Eukaryota; Metazoa; Nematoda; Chromadorea; Rhabditida; Metastrongylidae
Source: the annotation of a GenBank genome assembly